GGAAGAGCGGAAAGACCCAGCGAGUUCCGUUGUCUGCCCAUUGACGUCGUCGGAGACGAUGGAGUCCAAAGUGAAAAUGUUGAAAGGCUUCUACCCGCUUCUGGACAACAGACAGUUGGAGUUCCUGACGUCGGUAGAUGAAAUAAUGUCGUGUGAACUGUGCAACACGAUCAGCAAAUCUUACUUCGUGGGAAAGUGUAGACAUUUUUUCUGUUCGGACUGCUAUUACCUCAUCAAGAAAGAAACAUUUCCAAAAUGUCCUCUGGACGACGAUGACUGGAAACUUAAAACCUCCUGCUGUUUGCCCGAAGACAGCCUAUCAAGGAGUCGUGUGCGCUGUCCCAACUCUGCCUACGGUUGUAAGUUUGGAGACUCACUGAGCAGGGUGAACGACCACGUUGGCCGUUGCCAGUUCUAUCCGCUACCGUGCAUUAAAUGCGGAGAUACGGUUGGCCACAACAAUCUUCUAAGUCAUCGUCGACGCUCUUGCGGGUUCAGGCACACGAAGACGGCGGAUCCGAAGCCCGCAGUCUUGGAUACCGUUCAGUGAAGGACUCACUCGCGUUAAAACCGUUAUACUUUCU
This is a messenger RNA of Ixodes scapularis (black-legged tick), 584 nucleotides long. RefSeq names its product TNF receptor-associated factor 5-like. Bases 59 to 550 code for a protein of 163 amino acids. The record is from RefSeq and is a predicted model, not a curated record. NCBI's taxonomy places the organism in Eukaryota, Metazoa, Arthropoda, Arachnida, Ixodida, Ixodidae. The transcript has a single exon.